Messenger RNA from Aureobasidium subglaciale EXF-2481, 720 nucleotides. RefSeq lists its product as uncharacterized. The record is from RefSeq and is a predicted model, not a curated record. Lineage: Eukaryota; Fungi; Ascomycota; Dothideomycetes; Dothideales; Saccotheciaceae. Bases 1 to 720 code for a protein of 239 amino acids. The transcript has a single exon.
AUGGCGGCCAACAACAUGCUAGGCGCACAUCAGAUCUCGGACAUCCCAGAUGGCAUGUUUUAUAUCCCGAACUUCAUCGAUCAUCAGCAAGAAGCAGACCUUUUGAGCGCAUUGCCGUCGAAUCGCUGGAUCCAAUUGCAACAUCGUCGCCUACAGACACAUCCGUCCUCACUCUCCAAGACCAACAUUCUAUUAGAGGCUCCACUACCUUCAUGGUUGGUAAAUCCGAUCAUUACAAGAUUCAUGACACUUGGUCUGUUUAGCGACAGUCCUCAUCAAGGGCCGAAUCAUGUCUUGAUCAAUGAGUACGAGCCUAAUCAGGGUAUCAUGCCGCACGAGGAUGGUGCAGCAUACUAUCCCAUCGUGGCUACUGUAAGCCUGUCAAGCACACUAUGCCUUGACAUAUAUGAGAAGAAGCGGGACGAGGAUCAACCUCGCACUGAUGUCAGCCCUAAGUGGCGCGUAUUGCAAGAGCCACGCUCUCUUUUGGUCACCUGUGGAACCGCAUAUACCGAUACUCUCCAUGGCAUCUCAGAGAUCGAAGUUGAUGAAGACUUGAGACCCGACACUGUGGCGAACUGGACUCUUCUCGGCGACAAAAACAUUCUCGUUGACAAUGGCGGAAGGAACGUACGCACAACCCGGAUCAGUCUCACAUAUCGAGAUGUGAUCAAAGUCUCAAAGGCCGGAUCGAAAAUUCUAGGCAGACCCAGAGGCUGA